AUGAAAACAAUUAUCCUCGUCGUACUUCUACUCGGAGCAUGGGCAUAGGAAAAGUCAAACAAAGUUGAAUGCCCUGUCAUUGGUAUUGAUUUGGGAACAACAUAUUCAUGUGUUGGAAUUUACAAAAAUGGAAAUGUCGAAAUCAUUCCAAACGAAUAAGGAAACAGAAUUACACCCUCAGUUGUAGCAUUUACAGAUGAAGAACGUCUCAUCGGAGAAGCUGCCAAAAACUAAGCAGCCAUCAACCCUACCAGAACACUCUACGAUGUCAAGAGAUUGAUUGGAAGAAAAUUCACAGAUUCCACAGUCCAAUAUGAUAAAAAGUUUAUGCCAUAUGAUAUCGUUGAUAAGGACACCAAACCAUACAUUAAAGUCACCAACAUCAAGGGUCAUCAAUCCAAGAUCUUUUCCCCUGAAGAAAUUUCAGCUAUGGUUUUGACCAAAAUGAAGGAAAUCUCAGAAACCUAUUUGGGAAAGAAAGUUAUUAAUGCAGUUGUCACAGUGCCUGCCUAUUUCAAUGAUGCUUAAAGACAAGCUACCAAAGAUGCAGGAACCAUCUCAGGUUUGAAUGUUGUGAGAAUUCUCAAUGAACCAACAGCAGCAGCUAUUGCCUAUGGUCUUGAUAAGAAGGAUGGAGAAAAGAACAUCUUGGUCUUCGAUUUAGGAGGUGGUACUUUUGAUGUUUCCAUCUUAACUAUUGAUAAUGGUGUCUUUGAAGUCGUUGCCACUUCAGGAGAUACUCACUUGGGAGGUGAAGAUUUUGAUCAAAGAAUCAUUGAUCAUUUCAUCAAGGUCAUCAAGAAGAAGCACAAUAAAGAUAUCAGUGCUGACAAGAGAGCCAUCCAAAAAUUAAAGAGAGAAGUCGAAAAAUCAAAGAGAGCUCUCUCAGCAACCCAUGAAACUAAAAUCGAAAUUGAAGAUUUAGUCGAUGGUUUGGACUUCAAUGAAGUACUCACCAGAGCUAAGUUUGAAGAAUUGAACAAUGAUCUCUUCAAGAAGACCACUGGUCCCAUGUAAACUGCUUUGGAAGACUCUAAAUUCAAAAAGACUGAAAUCCACGAAAUCGUUUUGGUUGGAGGAUCAAGCAGAAUUCCAAAGAUUAGAUAAAUUGUUAAGGAUUUCUUCAAUGGAAAGGAAGCCAACACUGGUAUCAAUCCAGAUGAAGCUGUUUGCUAUGGUGCUGCCAUCCAAGGAGGUAUCAUCUGUGGUGAAGAAUCCAAUGAAACUAAAGGUUUGAUCGUUAUCGAUGCUACUCCUUUGAGUUUGGGUAUUGAAACAGUUGGUGGAGUCAUGACUAAAAUCAUUCCAAAGGGAUCUUACAUUCCAACCAAAAAGUCUCAAGUCUUCACUACUUAUCAAGAUCAAUAAUAAACAGUUACCAUCUCAGUUUUUGAAGGAGAAAGACCACUUGUUAAAGACAAUCACAAGUUAGGAACUUUCGAUUUGACAGGUAUCCCACCAGCUCCAAGAGGAACUCCUUAAAUUGAAGUUACUUUCGAAAUUGAUGCUAAUGGUAUCCUCCAAGUUGCUGCCCAAGAUAAGGGAACAGGAGUCAAGAAUCAAAUUGUUAUCACCAACGAUUCAGGAAGAUUAUCAAAGGAAGAAAUCGACAAGAUGUUGAGAGAAGCUGAAGAGUUUGCUGAAUAAGAUAAAACCGCUAAGGAAAGAAUUGACGCCAAGAACUCUUUGGAAAGUUACAUCUACUCAAUGAAGAACCAAAUUGAAGAUCCAGAAAAGUUGGCUAACAAAUUGUCUGAUGAUGAUAAGGAUACUAUUAAGGAUGCAUUGAAGGACAGCUAAGAUUGGUUAGAUAAAAAUCAAAAUGGAGAAAAAGAAGACUAUGAAGAAGAACUUAAAGAAUUAGAAAAAAUCUGCAAUCCAAUCAUUAGUAAAGUUUACUAGUAAUCUGGAAAAUAACAAUAAGCAUCAGAUGACGACUAUGAUUCCGAUUUAUGAUUUAUGUAUAUUUCUGUGUGUUUUGAAUUAAUUAUUCAGUUAAACUAAA
Messenger RNA from Paramecium tetraurelia, 2005 nucleotides. RefSeq lists its product as uncharacterized. Gene Ontology annotation, cellular component: nucleus; cytoplasm; endoplasmic reticulum lumen. The transcript has 4 exons. Gene Ontology annotation, molecular function: ATP binding; ATP-dependent protein folding chaperone; misfolded protein binding. NCBI's taxonomy places the organism in Eukaryota, Ciliophora, Oligohymenophorea, Peniculida, Parameciidae. The record is from RefSeq and is a predicted model, not a curated record. Gene Ontology annotation, biological process: cellular response to unfolded protein; protein refolding; endoplasmic reticulum unfolded protein response.